GUGCCCCCCCCCCAGCCCGUCCCCUCGGGUUCGCUGGGGCUGGUGGGGUCGCGGCGCGGAGCUAGUGAAACUUCGCCAAUAGCCCUCCUGUUUCCCUGCCCGGGCGGGGGAAGAGCAAAUCACGGCGCGCCGCCUCCUCCCGCUCCUCCUCCCGGGCCUGUGCCAGCCGCCCGAUUCUUCAAAGACACAAAUACUCCAUGGUUGUCUUAAUAUCUGAGGCUGGUCAAGCAAGUGGUCUCUCUUGGCUUCAGGAGUGAGAAUCCUCUUUUUCCUAUUCUGAGUUAUUGACAGAAUCAAUUUGAGGAAGAAUUUGUGAUUGACAGCUAUGUUUCAGAUAACAAAACAUUUAAGCAAGCCGAUGUUUGCCACAGUUGGGAUCCCAGAAGCUUUUACUUCUCCCCUCACCCUUCCCCUUCCCCGCAGUGUGUUUGCACAUUUGGUGCCUCUACUAGGCUCUGUGGGCUCCACUCCCCGCUAUGUCCAAUGGGGGAUUGGAGCAUGACUGUCGAGUCCCUAAUGAUAAUGAGCUACCUAUUUUGGGGUAGGUAUCACCCUGAGUUACUUCACUCUUCACAAAGGAUAUGCACUCUUAAUUCAUGGAAUUUACAAGACACUCAAAUCAGAGGACUACACAUACCAACCAAAGACUGACCAGGGGCAAUGCCAGGAUAUUUUUACAGUUUAAGGCAUACAUUUCUUCAGAAGCACUAAUGGAUGUUGACAUGCAUUGGAUAAGGUGGUGACCACUGGAAGUAAUCUGUUGCUACUCACUGCAGAGAGGCUAAAUUGACUCCAUUUGGAGUUCAGAGACGAAGCGGUGUGGACGUAUCAAGAUGACUGAUCCUAUGAUGGAUUUUUUUGAUGAUGCCAACCUUUUUAGCGAGACGUUAGAAGGUUUGUCGGAUGAUGCCUUUGUACAACCUGGACCCGUUUCACUAGUUGAUGAAUUGAACUUGGGUGCAGAAUUUGAGCCUUUGCACAUAGACUCAUUGAACCAUGUGCAAGAUACUCAAACUCAACAAAAGAUGAGUGAAUUUGAGCAGUUAAAUCAGUAUGAUUCAUUGAAACUUCAAGUAAAUCAGUCUUUCAGCAGUCCAGCUGACAGUGUUUUAUCACCACACACUCAAUUUAAUUGCUCACCAAUCCAUCCACAAAACCAAUCCAAUGGAAUGUUUCCUGAUGUGGCUGAUGGUAGUCCUAUGUGGGGUCAUCAAACUACCACAACUGUUCCAAAUCAAAAUGGGUCCCCUUUUCACCAAGGACAUUCUCAGUCUAUGCAGCAAAAUAAAAGUUUUGUAGCACACCAUGACUUUGCCUUAUUUCAGGCCAACGAACAGCAGCAUCAGUGUGCCUCACUACAGUCUCAACAAAGCAGAAACAACAUUAACACAGGGCAAGAUGCUCUGAAUCAGCCAAAAAACUUUAUGGAGGUUAACAUAUCUGCUCCACGCAGAGUCAGUGUUACUCAUCCACCUCAAAUUGCUAAUCCAUCAACUUUACAGCAGCCUCUCUCUGUUCAACAGUUUUCUCAAAAUGCCAGUGCUUCAAUACAUUUUUGUGGGAAUCAAGAAGGAAACUAUGAUGGACAAUCUCCAACUAUGACUCCUUGCUCUGUUAAUAAUACACAGCGGUUUCCUUCUCCAUAUUCUUACUCUAAUAACCACAUUUCUCCUACUAGCCUUCUACAGUCUUCUACUGCUCUUUCUACUAGCCAACAAACUCAUCCUUUAUCUGAUUAUACUGGAAGUGAUGCCUUUACAUCUCAAACAGGGACCAAGCAAGAAACCACCGAGCACCUCUUGAAUCCUAACACACCUUUGAAUUCAAAUAGUUUCCAGAUGUUGCAUUCAGCACAUCCUCAGGGCAGCUUCAGUAGUUCAAAACUCUCUCCUGUGAACAUUAAUUUUCCAGCCUCUGCGGGUUCUGCUUCUCAGAUAAGCCAUUUCAGUGAUCCUAUAGAAAGCAAUGGUUUUUCAUCUUUGGAUGAGAACUUACUUCAUCAAGUUGAGUCUCAAGCUGAACCAUUUACAGGACUUGAUCCAGAGGACCUCCUUCAGGAAGACCUCCUACCCCAAUUUGAUGAUUCAGCAUUUGUUCAGGACACUUCAAGCCACAUAUUAGAGCAUGACCUAGAACACCAUAUUACCCCACAGCAAAUAACACAGUCAUCUGAUAUUGCUCGGACAGAGUCUCAAAGUCAGAUGCAUCCCUGGCAUUCUUCAGUUUCUAAUCGGCAUCUACAAGAUAGAAAUCGUAUAGCCUUGCAAGGGCAGCCUCCUUCCUCCAAGAAAACUGAUGUUUCAGGGACAUAUACUAAAUUGCAGAAUACCCAGGUGAGGGCAAUGUCGGAAAAGAAACAGAAGAAAAAAGUAGAAUCGGAAAGUAAGCAGGAGAAGGCUAAUCGCAUAAUAUCGGAGGCAAUCGCAAAAGCAAAAGAGAGAGGGGAGAGAAACAUUCCACGAGUAAUGAGCCCUGAAAACUUCCCCAGUGUUUCGGCUGAAGGAAGAGAGGAAAAGAAAGGUAGAAAAAUUAAAUGCAAACCAAAGGACAAGGAGAGCAAAAAAACUAAAACUGGUUCCUCAUCCAAAAUUAAAGACAAAACAAAAAUUGGCAAGCUUAUAAUCACAUUGGGUAAAAAGCAGAAGAGAAAGAAUGAGUCUUCAGAUGAAAUGUCUGAUACUAAGCAGACUCCACAGCGGUCAUUUAAAGAUGAGGACUCUCAGAAGAGAAGAUCAAAUCGUCAAGUUAAAAGAAAAAAGUAUGCUGAAGAAGGAGAAGGAAAACAGUCAGAGGAAGAGGCUAAAGUUUCUGUGAAAAUCAAAAAGAGUUCUGCUCCUUUGCCUGCUGAGCAACCCUUACAAUUAUUUGUGGAGAAUCCAAGUGAAGAAGAUGCAGCAAUUGUAGAUAAAAUUUUAUCCUCCAGGAUAGUGAAGAAAGAAAUAUCUGCUGGAAUGACAAUGGAAGAAGAAGAAUUUUUUGUAAAAUACAAGAACUACUCCUAUCUUCACUGUGAAUGGGCCACAGAACAGCAGCUUCUGAAGGAUAAAAGAAUCCAGCAGAAAAUUAAACGGUUCAAGCUGAGGCAAGCACAAAGAGCCCACUUUUUUGCAGAUAUGGAAGAAGAACCUUUUAAUCCUGACUAUGUUGAAGUGGACCGGGUGUUAGAAGUGUCCUUUUGUGAAGAUAAGGACACUGGUGAGCCUGUUAUUUACUACCUAGUAAAAUGGUGUUCAUUGCCAUAUGAGGACAGCACCUGGGAGUUAAAAGAAGAUGUAGACCAGGCAAAAAUAGAAGAAUUUGAACAACUGCAAGCUUCCAGGCCUGAUUCAAGGAGACUGGACCGACCUCCUCCUAACUCCUGGAAGAAGCUAGAACAGUCCAGAGAAUAUAAAAAUGGCAACCAGCUCAGGGAAUACCAACUGGAAGGACUCAACUGGCUCCUUUUCAACUGGUACAAUAGACGAAACUGCAUUUUAGCAGAUGAAAUGGGUCUUGGCAAAACCAUCCAGUCAAUUACAUUCCUCUAUGAAAUCCUCCUGACUGGUAUACGAGGGCCUUUUCUGAUCAUAGCUCCACUUUCCACUAUAACCAAUUGGGAAAGAGAAUUUCGCACGUGGACUGAUCUUAAUGUCGUGGUAUAUCAUGGGAGCAUGGUUAGCAGGCAGAUGAUACAGCAGUACGAGAUGUACUUCAGGGACUCACAGGGGCGUAUCAUUCGAGGUACUUACCGGUUCCAAGCUAUUAUCACCACUUUUGAAAUGAUUCUUGGUGGCUGUCCAGAACUCAAUGCAAUUGAAUGGCGGUGUGUUAUUAUUGAUGAAGCGCACAGGCUGAAGAAUAAAAAUUGCAAACUCCUGGAGGGACUCAAACUCAUGAAUCUUGAGCACAAAGUGCUGUUGACAGGCACGCCACUGCAGAACACAGUAGAAGAACUGUUUAGCCUCCUUCAUUUUCUUGAACCUUUGCGUUUUCCUGCUGAAUCUACAUUCAUGCAGGAAUUUGGGGACCUUAAAACGGAGGAGCAGGUGCAAAAGUUACAAGCUAUCCUGAAACCAAUGAUGCUGAGACGGUUGAAGGAAGAUGUAGAGAAAAAGUUAGCUCCCAAGGAAGAAACUAUAAUUGAAGUAGAACUAACUAAUAUCCAGAAGAAAUAUUAUCGGGCAAUUUUGGAGAAGAACUUUGCAUUCUUGUCGAAAGGAGCUGGCCAAGCUAAUGUACCCAAUCUAGUUAACACUAUGAUGGAACUCAGAAAGUGCUGCAACCACCCUUAUCUUAUCAAAGGUGCUGAAGAGAAAAUCCUUGGGGAGUUUAGGGAAACAUAUAUCCCAACUGCUCCUGAUUUUCAUCUACAAGCAAUGAUCCAGUCUGCUGGUAAAUUGGUCCUCAUUGAUAAACUUCUUCCAAAAAUGAAAGCAGGAGGCCAUAAGGUGCUUAUCUUCUCUCAAAUGGUGCGCUGUCUUGACAUCCUUGAGGACUACCUUAUACAUAAAAGGUACUUAUAUGAAAGAAUUGAUGGGAGAGUGAGAGGAAAUCUGAGGCAAGCUGCUAUUGAUCGGUUUAGCAAACCAGACUCUGAUCGGUUUGUGUUUCUUCUGUGUACCAGAGCUGGUGGAUUAGGCAUUAAUUUGACUGCAGCUGAUACAUGUAUAAUUUUUGAUUCUGACUGGAAUCCUCAGAAUGAUCUCCAGGCCCAAGCCCGUUGUCACAGGAUUGGUCAGAACAAAGCAGUAAAGGUCUACAGAUUGAUAACUCGGAACUCAUAUGAGAGAGAGAUGUUUGACAGAGCAAGUCUGAAAUUGGGUCUGGAUAAAGCUGUCUUGCAGAGCAUGAGUGGAAGAGAAAAUAGUGUUGGUGGUAUCCAACAGCUUUCCAAAAAAGAAAUAGAAGACCUGCUUCGAAGGGGUGCCUAUGGUGCUAUUAUGGAUGAAGAGGAUGAGGGCUCUAAAUUCUGUGAAGAAGACAUAGACCAAAUCUUGCAGCGCCGUACGAAAACUAUCACAAUUGAAUCCGAAGGAAGGGGUUCAACGUUUGCCAAGGCUAGUUUUGUUGCAUCUGGAAAUAGGACUGAUAUUUCAUUAGAUGAUCCCAACUUCUGGCAGAAAUGGGCCAAAAAAGCAGAAAUAGAUAUAGAUGCCAUCAGUGGUAGAAACAGCCUGGUUAUUGAUACCCCAAGAAUUAGGAAGCAAACAAGACCCUUUAGUGCCACAAAAGAUGAGCUGGCUGAGUUAUCAGAAGCAGAGAGUGAAGGGGAUGAUAAACCAAAACUCCGCAGGCCUUGUGACCGCUCUAGUGGAUAUGGAAGAACAGAGUGCUUUCGGGUGGAGAAAAACUUAUUAGUCUAUGGGUGGGGUCGUUGGAGAGAGAUUUUGUCACACGGUCGCUUCAAGAGGCAACUAAAUGAACAGGACGUGGAGAUAAUUUGCCGAGCACUCUUAGCGUAUUGCCUUGUUCACUACAGAGGAGAUGAAAAGAUAAAAAGUUUUAUAUGGGAUCUCAUCACCCCAACAGAGGAUGGGCAAACACGAGAGCUGCAGAAUCACCUAGGUUUGUCAGCACCUGUGCCGAGGGGUAGAAAAGGAAAGAAAGUGAAGACUCAGGCUAGCACUUUUGAUAUACAUAAAGCAGAAUGGCUUCGAAAAUAUAAUCCGGAACAUCUACUGCAAGAUGAAGGAUAUAAAAAACACAUAAAGCAUCACUGCAAUAAGGUCUUGCUUCGAGUAAGAAUGCUGUAUUACUUAAAACAAGAAGUCAUUGGUAAUGAAUGCCAAAAAGUGUUUGAUGGAGUUGAUGCCAGUGAAGUUGAUGUUUGGGUCCCUGAGCCAGAGCAUUCUGAGGUCCCUGCAGAGUGGUGGGAUGCAGAUGCAGAUAAAUCCCUCCUAAUUGGAGUUUUUAAGCAUGGGUAUGAAAAGUACAACACUAUUAGAGCAGAUCCUGCACUCUGUUUCUUGGAAAGAGUGGGCAAACCAGAUGAGAAAGCAGUUGCUGCUGAACAGAGAGCAAAUGAUUACAUUGAUGGGGAUGUAGAAGAUCCAGAAUAUAAACCAGCCCCAGCAAUGUUUAAAGAUGAUAUGGAGGAUGAUGCUUCAUCACCAGGAGAUCUAGUAAUAGCUGACGGAGACGGUCAGAUGAUGGAAGGAGACAAAAUUUAUUGGCCCACUCAGUCUGCUUUAACAACACGUCUGCGCCGCCUAAUAACAGCCUACCAACGUACUAGUAAGAACAGGCAGGCCCAGCAAAUCCAACCAACGUUUCCAGUUCAGGCCACUGUGAUGCAGCCUCCAUAUGAAGAAGCUGCUCUAAAUCCAAAAAUUGCUGCCAAGAUUGAAAGGCAACAAAGGUGGACGAGAAGAGAAGAAGCUGAUUUUUACAGGGUUGUAUCCACAUUUGGAGUGGUGUUCGAUCCUGACGGGGGUCGAUUUGACUGGACAAAAUUUAGAGCCAUGGCUAGGCUACAUAAGAAAACUGAUGAGAGUUUAGAGAAGUACUUGUAUGCUUUUAUGUCUAUGUGCAGGAGAGUCUGUCGCCUUCCCUCAAAAGAAGAACUUGUAGACCCAACCAUUUUUAUCCAACCAAUUACCGAGGAGCGUGCUUCUCGGACCUUAUAUCGCAUUGAACUCUUGAGGAAGGUACGAGAACAGGCUCUCCGACAUCCACAGCUGUUUGAACGCUUGAAACUUUGUCAGCCAAAUCCAGACUUGCCAGUCUGGUGGGAGUGUGGGACUCAUGACAGGGAUUUACUUAUUGGAGCUGCUAAACAUGGGGUUAGCAGAACAGACUAUCACAUUCUUCGUGAUCCUGAACUCUCAUUUAUGUCUGCCCAGAGGAACUACAGUCAGAAUAAAGUGGCACUAUCAAGAACUUCUACUCCACUUUUACAUCAGUAUCAGAUGGCAUUGUCUGCUUCUCCUCUUGCACCUCAGUCAAGAUUGCUAGAUACUAAAGGGAAUGCUCUUGAGGAUACAAAAGUUAAAAAUGAAAACCUUAAAGAGGACCCUCAGUCGUCUGAAGAAGAAUCUAUGUCUACUGAGGAAACACGGACAAUGAUGAAAUCUGAACCUUUGAGCCCAAAGAAUGGCACGCCAUUACAGACUACAGACCACAAACCUGGCGUGAAAACUGAAACUGACAGGCGUAUGGUUGCAGCAAGGACAGAGCCCCUAACUCCAAACCCUGCUUCCAAAAAACAGAGAGUCAACAAAAGAGGGUCAGACUCUAGCUCUGAUUCUGACUCUGAGUCAGACAGAUCAUCCUGUUCUUCCAGGUCAUCUUCAUCAUCCUCUUCCUCUUCCUCUUCUUGUUCACGCUCCCAAUCAGGAUCCAGCUCUUCUUCAUCCUCAUCUUGUUCUUCAGCAUCUUCCUCCUCUUCAUCAUCUUCAUCUUCUUCAUCAUCGUCGUCGUCGUCGUCAUCUGAAGAGAGUGACAGUGAUGACGAAGAGGCACAAAAGCGAGCAGAAGGAACCCCUCACAUCAAAGCAUAUGACGAAGAGAGCGUAGCCUCUCUGAGCACCACACAAGAUGAGACCCAGGACUGUUUCCAGUUGAACAACGGGACGCCAAAUUCCAACUAUCUCUUGCAAGGUGGAUACAUGUUGGCUGCAUCCUAUUGGCCAAAGGAUCGAGUUAUGAUUAACCGACUAGACAGUAUUUGUCAAACAGUGUUGAAAGGUAAAUGGCCUUCGGCAAGAAGAAGCUAUGACAGCAAUACAGUAGCAUCUUUCUACACAACCAAACUUCUGGACAGCCCGGGUGCAGCUGCAGACUACAGCGAACCUAGUGCACCAACACCCCCAACUGCAGGUGUUAAGGAAGAACAUGAUCAGUCGCCACAGAUGCCAAAGGUGAAGAAGCAUGUACGAGAAAAGGAGUUUACAGUGAAAAUCAAUGACGAAGGUGGUUUGAAGUUGACUUUUCAGAAGCAGGGGUUUUCUCAAAAAAGGCUGUUUGAAAGUGAAGAAGGCACGUUAGGACAGCAGCAAUACCUGGCUCGGCUUCGUGAGCUCCAGAAUGCUUCAGAGACCAGCCUUGUCAAUUUUCCAAAAUCCUUACCAGAAUCAGGUGCUUCCAGUCAGUUAACAGUUAAUGCUAAUGGAGUGAUGGUCGACAGCCAGCCUGUAGUCAAAAAGAGGAGAGGAAGGAGGAAGAAUGUAGAAGGAGUUGACAUCCUCUUUAUAAAUAGAAAUAAACCACCUAAUCAUGUUAGUCCAGGCAUUAACACCUCGCAAGUUGCUCCAGUAAUAAACCCAACACUUACUUAUGCUCAGUCCCAAGGUCUACUUGAUGAAGAAAGCCCAGUUCCUGUCAUUAACCUGAAAGAUGGAACAAGACUUGCAGGUGAUGAUGCACCAAAAAGGAAGGAUUUAGAAAAAUGGCUUAAGGAACAUCCUGGUUAUGUUGAAGAUUUAGGAGCUUUUAUUCCUAGAAUGCAGCUUCAUGAUGGGAGGCCCAAACAAAAAAGGCAUCGUUGUCGAAACCCUAAUAAACUGGAUGUUAAUAGUCUCACUGGUGAAGAACGUGUUCAGCUGAUCAAUAGAAGAAAUGCUAGAAAGGUGGGAGGUGCUUUUGCUCCACCGCUGAAGGACUUGUGCAGAUUCUUGAAAGAAAAUCCUGAGUAUGGAGUAGCUCCUGAAUGGGGAGAUGUUGUGAAACAGUCUGGAUUUCUUCCUGAAGGUAUGUUUGACCGAAUUCUCACUGGGCCUGUUGUACGAGAAGAAGUAAGCAGGAGAGGGAGACGGCCUAAAAGUGAGAUUGCCAAGGCAACAGCUGCAGCAGCAGCAGCUGCAACAGCAGCAAAUGUUUCGGUCAACCCUUUGCUAGCCAAUGGAUUACUUCCAGGAGUGGAUCUAUCUACUCUUCAGGCCUUACAACAAAACCUGCAGAACUUGCAAUCGCUGCAAGUAACAGCAGGAUUAAUGGGAAUGCCUGCUGGACUAACUACUGGAGGAGAAGCUAAGAAUAUGGCUGCCAUGUUUCCCAUGCUACUGUCAGGAAUGGCUGGAUUACCAAACUUGCUGGGUAUGGGAGGACUCCUAACAAAGUCAACAGAAUCUGUUUCAGAGGAGAAAAAGGGAAAUGACUCAAAAGAGCCAGUUGUAAAGAAAGAAAGGACAGAAAACCAACAUGCAGAUAAUGGUGGUGAAGACUCUGUGUCAAGUUCUCCCUCUACGUCCUCUGCUGCUGCCAACCCUUUAGCUCUUAACCCAUUACUUUUGUCCAAUAUACUUUAUCCAGGGAUGCUUCUCACUCCAGGCCUUAAUCUUCAUAUCCCAGCAUUGUCCCAAUCCAAUAUUUUUGAUGUACAGAAUGCUGAAAACAAUGACACAGGCUCAUCCAAGCCUACAGAAGAAAAGGAGAAAAAUUCUAGGGUUAGAGAUCAGGAAGACAAAGGGGGAACAGAGCCAAGCUCUCAUAAUGAAAACAGCACAGAUGAGGGUUCAGAGAAAGCAGAUGCUUCAUCUGGAUCUGACAGUACAUCGUCUUCAUCUGAGGAUUCAGAUUCUAGUGAUGAAGACUGACCCCAGACUAUGUACUUAAAUUAUGAACUGAUUUUGAAUUUAUUCUUUAAUUAUUUCAUUGUAAAUAGCCCAGUGUUGAGCUCAUCAAAUGAUUUAUUGACUCAACUUUCAGUAUUUGUUUAGAAGUGCAAACUGCUUUCAGAGAUGUUUUGCAUGUAAUAUUUCUUGAAGUUCAUAAGUUUCUGAACUUGUAUGUACUAUCAAUACACAAUGGUGUAAAAUUACAACAAAUGGCAUAAUUUUGGGAGGUUAUUUUAUGAAAAUAAUGCUCAGUAAGAGCUGUAUAUUUAAUAUAUUUGCAGUGAACACAGAAUAUUUUAGGCAUAUUAUUGAUUUAAUUUGAAUAUAGUUUUACAGCCUCCUUGACACUUAUAAUUUACAGAUCAAAACUCAGCAAUAAUUUGGGCAGCUAAUGAAUGUCAUGAAAGCUGUAGAAUCUACAUCACCAUCCAUUGCUUUAAUUACAUGAAAAUGCUAUAGUGUUGCGAUGCACUGCUGAUGUUUCCAAUUCAGGUACAAGUGUGUUUAAAAGGAGGAAAAAGUUUCCCAAUCAGCCAGUUAAACUGGCUAUCUGUUACCUCAGCUGAGUUAGUUUAGGAAGUUUACAUUGGUUUCUAUACUUGUUUUCGGGUUUUGUUUUGUUUUUAAACACACCCUCUAUGAUAUGUUAAUCUGGCAGGAGAUAGGACUGUUUUUGCUGAUCAAACGCGUUCUUUGAUAACAGUAAAGGGAAGUUGACACAAAAUAUUCCUAUCUCAUCCUACUUUGGCACCACAGAGACCUAUUUAGUUUAAACCUUGCAAAGUUUUGGGCUCCCACCACAGAAAUACGAUGUCCUGAUUGAGGAAUAGUAUCCCCAAAACUCAGAAAAGGCAAACUGUCAUGAAGUGCCACUGAAAAGACCUUUCAACACUGCAUACUUCAUGUAAAAAAAUGUUUGUUUGCUUUGUUUGUGUUGAUUUUUAUUUGUGUUUUAUGUAACAAUGCCUCCCGGGAUUACCAGAUAAUAAAUGGUAAAGAAGAAUAUUGAUAGUUUAAACUCAUUUUGAGUUUAGACUUCUCUACAGGUUUAAAUAUGACUAAACGUUAUGACGAAAUGUUACCCAAAAUCAUUCUUGAGGAUUUAGUUUAUAUGUUAUGCUGAGUUGCCCAAUUUAAAAUUUAAAAAAGCACUUUGAAUAGUAAAGACAGAUAAGUUAUUCCUGUAAACAACAAUAAGAGGGCAUAAGACAUCUGUUCAAACCCAAAUCCUUAGAACCCUUUACUGUAUAAAAUCAGUCUGAUAUUUGAUGUGUGAUAUGAUUCCUCUUUCUGCUGAAGCUGCUAUUACUCUGACAUGGUAGAGGCCCAGAUUCACACUUACAUGUUUGAACUGAGAUUUCGAUUGACUUUAGUUAUCUCAUUUGUGGCCCAAGAUAGGGAAGUGCUCAGAGAGAAUAGAUACAGGUACUAGUAGAAAUCAUUGAAAAAAGCUUUUCAAAGGGAUAAAUUUGAAAAAAAAAAAAAAAAACUGUAUAUUUUGAUAUAGUUCUGUUGCUCACUUGUAUAGUAAACAAGACUUUGUUUUUUACCAAGAACUUUUCCAAUACAUUAUACGUUUCUAUGUGCAAAAUAAUUAACCCCAUGAUUAGAAACAGUAUUACAUGUAAUUACACAAUUAUACAAGUCCCAUUUGGAUUGUCCUGGUUACUGUAUUUUCCCACAAUAGUAUUCUGAUUUUUGGCCUUUCAUACAGUGUCUUAGCAAUAGUGAAAAUUAAAACCUGCCAAGAGAAGGGUGUAGCAAUUCUUCAUCAUGAAGGGAUGUAUUGCAUAUUUAAUAUUUUUGCCCUUUGUAAUAUAGCACUUUUGUUUAACUAGGAUGCAUCUAUGAAAUAGCCAAAGUUUUUCAAACACAGUUAUUAACUUAGUUUGCUGAUGGAGUAUUUCAACAACACCCUUACCCCACAAAAGAAAUACUAAAUCUUGUGGCUAAAACAUAAUUUAUAUCAAAUUUAUUAAAUAAAGUAUUUUCCUAAUUAUGGUCAAGUGAGUUUGCUUACCGUUCUAGUGAUUCUCUUUCUAUGUAAUAAGGCAAUUGCAGUUUAAAAUAAUUAAGGCUGAUAUAGACUUGAACAUAAUGUAUUGGAUUUAUUUUUAAUCAUUAUCAAUUGGAAGAGGAAAAAUGUGUCCCACUAUCAGCUAAACAAUAUGCAAAUAUGGUUGUAUAAAGUUAAGGGUUGUAAGGAAACUUCAGUAGAUUUACACUAAUACUGAAGUUGCAGUUAAAAGGAUAUCCAAGGUGAUGAUAAAGUGUGUGUUGGUAGUUACUAAAAGAACUUUAGCUGUUACUGCCUUGUAUUUCUAUCCCUUGUUUCAGGCUUCAUGAUACAAGUCUUAGUCCAGUUUUUCUUUUGGACAUUUGCAAUAUUUGCCAGUUGUGUUCUGUGUAGUCUGAAUUUGCUUUCUGUAGUUCAACAAGCGUCUUAAAAAGUCAUUUGUAAUUUAUUGAAUUACUUUCUAUGAUGUUCUAUAGAGGAAAUGGAAGUUUAAUUAUUUUUUAUUAAACAUAUUCUUUGACUACC
Molecule: messenger RNA, 12075 nt
Organism: Chelonia mydas (Green sea turtle)
Lineage: Eukaryota; Metazoa; Chordata; Testudines; Cheloniidae
Gene: CHD9
Product: chromodomain helicase DNA binding protein 9
Exons: 43
Coding region: 834-9512 (2892 amino acids)
Molecular function (GO): ATP binding; ATP-dependent chromatin remodeler activity; protein binding
Source: RefSeq, a predicted model, not a curated record